Morus notabilis is the source of this 2442-nucleotide messenger RNA. RefSeq names its product SPX domain-containing membrane protein At4g22990. Gene Ontology annotation, cellular component: plant-type vacuole membrane. Gene Ontology annotation, biological process: transmembrane phosphate ion transport from cytosol to vacuole. The coding region runs from base 318 to 2411 and encodes 697 amino acids. The transcript has 12 exons. Lineage: Eukaryota; Viridiplantae; Streptophyta; Magnoliopsida; Rosales; Moraceae. The record is from RefSeq and is a predicted model, not a curated record. Gene Ontology annotation, molecular function: transmembrane transporter activity.
UUCUACCUCUCAAUAAUAACUAUAUAUAUAUAAUAAACAAAGCUUCGCUCGAAUCCAGAAAAUCUACUAUUCAGAUUUCAGGACAGAGCAUUCCCAUUCCCAUUUCCAACUUCUUUUUUUUUUUUUUUUUAACCGGGAAUCCCGAUUCCGUCCUGCAAAGUUUAACAACAAAGAUCCGUUCUUUCUCUGCCACAAACAACAAAUUCCGUUUUCCCUAUAUCGAACGAUCCAUUCCCGAGAAUAAGGAGCGUUUGGCUUCGUUUCUGUUCGUUGAUGGUCAUCUAAAUCGUUUUCUGCAAGAAUUCUAUUCGUGAAAGAUGGUUGCCUUUGGGAAAAAGUUGAAGGAAAGACAAAUUGAAGAAUGGCGACGUUACUACAUCAAUUAUAAACUAAUGAAGAAAAGAGUAAAACAGUAUGCUCAACAAAUUGAAGUCGGUACACAAGAUCGCCGGAAUGUUCUCAAGGAUUUUUCAAGAAUGCUAGAUGAUCAGAUUGAGAAGAUUGUCCUUUUUCUGUUGGAACAACAAGGGAUACUAGCAAGCAGGAUAGCCAAGCUUGGAGAAAGGCAUUGUGCUCUACAGGAGCAGCCUGAUAUAUCUCAAAUAACUGAACUACGGGAAGCUUAUAGAACAGUUGGGCAAGACCUUUUGAAGCUUCUCUUUUUUGUCGAGAUGAAUGCUAUUGGCCUUCGUAAGAUACUGAAGAAGUUUGAUAAACGCUUUGGCUAUAGAUUCACUGAUUAUUAUGUCAAAACUCGGGCUAAUCACCCAUACUCACAGCUGCAGCAAGUAUUUAAGCAUGUGGGGAUAGGGGCUGUUGUGGGAGCCCUUUCACGAAAUCUUCAUGAACUCCAGGAUCGCCAGGGAAGCUACUUAUCUAUAUACGAUCAGCCUGUUCUUCCACUCCAGGAUCCUGUUGUUGAUUCAAUAAAUGCAGCUGUAGACCGGUUAACACAUUCAACAAACUUUCUUAAUUUCUUGGCUCAACAUGCACUCAUUAUGCAAGAAGAGCUGCCUACUAUUGAUGAACAUGUUGAUGAUCAGAGAUACCAUUUUAUGUCGCUUCUCUUGAACCUAGCAAACACAUUUCUCUACAUGGUCAAUACAUACAUUAUUGUCCCUACAGCAGAUGACUACUCCAUGAGCCUUGGAGCUGCAGCAACAGUUUGUGGUGUUGUGAUUGGAGCUAUGGCUGUUGCGCAGGUGUUUUCUUCAGUAUAUUUUAGUGCAUGGUCAAACAGAUCAUACUUCAAACCUCUUGUAUUCAGCAGUAUUGUUCUGUUCGUGGGAAACCUGAUGUAUGCACUAGCGUAUGAUCUUAAUUCAAUAUGGAUUCUUUUGAUUGGUCGUCUUUUCUGUGGAUUCGGUUCUGCUAGAGCAGUUAACCGGCGGUAUAUCAGUGACUGUGUGCCACUAAAAAUCCGCAUGCAGGCAUCAGCAGGUUUUGUUAGUGCCAGUGCACUAGGAAUGGCUUGUGGUCCAGCUCUUGCUGGCUUACUUCAAACUAAUUUCAAGAUUUACAAGCUUACAUUCAAUCAAGAUACUUUGCCUGGCUGGGUUAUGGCUGCUGCAUGGCUUUUAUAUUUAGUAUGGUUAUGGAUCUCAUUCAGAGAACCUGCUCUUGAAACUGUAAAUAAUCCCGUACCACAAACAUCUAAUACUGAAACAGUAGAAAACAAUGCGCUCGAGGAAGGUCUUAAACAACCGUUGCUUGUUAGUUCAGAAGACAAGCAAGAAGAUGAAGAUGCUGACCAAGAAUUUGAAGGAAGUGAAGAAUCUUCUGAGGAAUCUCGCGGACCAGCCACAUCAAUUCGAUCAGCAUAUAGAUUACUUACGCCAUCUGUGAAGGUUCAAUUGUUGAUAUAUUUCAUGCUCAAGUAUGCAAUGGAGGUUUUACUCUCGGAAUCUAGUGUCGUUACCACGUACUACUUUGGUUGGUCCACAAGCAGCGUGGCAAUAUUUCUAGCAUGUCUUGGGCUCACAGUUCUUCCAGUAAACAUUAUUGUUGGAAGCUACAUAAGCAACAUGUUUGAGGACAGGCAAAUGCUACUGGCAUCCGAAAUUAUGGUUUGCAUAGGCAUUCUUCUGAGCUUCCACAUAAUAAUACCGUACACUGUGGUACAGUAUGUCUCUUCAGGUCUUAUCAUGUUUGUCUCUGCCGAAGUACUUGAAGGUGUCAAUUUGUCACUUCUCUCUAGAGUCAUGACGUCUCGGCUUUCCCGCGGAACCUACAAUGGCGGGCUACUCUCGACGGAGGCUGGAACGCUGGCUCGAGUGGUUGCGGAUGGUACUAUAACUGCGGCCGGAUUUUUGGGACAGAGUAGGCUCUUGAAUGUCACUCUUCUUCCUUCCCUCCUCAUCUGCGUGGCCUCAAUUGUGGCCACUUGUUUUACCUACAACUCUCUUUAUUGAUUUUUUUUUUUUGGGGGUAUUGUAGUGCUAA